GUGAAGAAAUGUUUAAAAUAAAUGUAUAACACUUCCUUGUAGCUAUUUUCCGAUUGAGGAGUUGGAGUCCACAACAGCAAAAAACCUGUUGCCAUAGCAGACCAUGGCCGAGAGCCAGCGAGCAGGCGUUAGGUGCCGGCAUUGGCAACAGCGCAAAAAUUUUGUUUAUUAAGUCAAUAAGUGAUUUGGCGGAGAUUUGUGCAAGAAAGUAAAAAAAAAAUUAAAUUAAGAACUUAUUGCCGUAAAAUUACUAUUUCAAUUUCGCAGACAAGUAAUUCUUUUAAGAGAAAUCCUUGAAAAUGAGCGCCGGUUCCAGAGCUUCCGGUUCGGAUGAUGAGCCUUUGGUGCCGGAGGAUUUUGAUGAUGAUUUCUAUACGAAUUUAAUGGAUAAAGUACCUGAGAUUACGAAAGCUCUGCGGCAGAAGGACACUCACGAUAAUGCGGACAAUGUUCAACGUAUGGUUAUUUGCUCGAAUCGCUACAAAUCAGACUGGCAUUUGGAGCAACUGCGCUGCCAAGAGCUUACCGAAGAAAUACAGCGCUUGAAAGAACGUUUGGAUCAUGUCAACAAGAUGAGUAAAAUGGAUCAGGCAACCAUAGCGGAGUUGCGUACUGUCAUCGAGGGCGCUUGGUUGCAAAAGGAUGCCGCACAAUCACGUGAACAGCACGCUCAGGAUGAAAUGUUGAAGAUGAGAGAAAAAAUGGAUACACUCGAGCAAAUGGUUGAGCAUUUAAGCGAUAAGCGCUCUGGGUUGCAAAGCAAACGGGAUGAACAAAACGAGCGAGAUAAACUUAACAACGAAAUUCGGGAACUUAACAAGCGUAUCCAAAUACAACGCCUCUAUACCAGCGAAGUGGAAGCAAUGACACAAACACUGGAGGAAAAGAAUAAAGCUUUAGUCAAAAUGCUUGAUGAAACCUCGAAUGAAGCGUACAACAACCGCAAACGUUUGGACUUGCUGGAAAAGGAGCUUGCUCAGACACGCAGCGAAGAAGCCAAAGCCAAAGAGAAGAUUCAACAAAUCAAAUUGCACAAUGAUCAAUUGAUCAAAUUAAAGGUGCGCCAUAAUCUACAAAUCCUCUCACUAAAGAGCAAUCUGGAGCAUCUGCAUACGCAACAUAACACCACAAGCAACAAGCUAGCCAAGACCGUAGUGGAACUCGAAUAUGCGAUACAGGAACGCGAUGAGAACAAGCGGGCGUUAACGCAGCGCAUUAGUCUGUUGAAGACGCGAGAGGAUGAGAUAAUCAAACUGAAACGUGAGAACGCAAAGCUGGUCAAAUCGGAGGAGAACACCGCACGCAAGUACGCAACCCUAAAUGAUGCACGCUCCAAGGCGGAGGAGGAGAAUGCGCGCUUGAAAACCCAGCUGAGUACACAGGACAAGGAGUUGGAAUCGAUGCGACGCAUUGUACAUCAAUUCGAAAAGAACAACGAACAUCUGACUAAGGAGCGCGACACGCUGAAACGCGACUUGUUCGCCGAACAUCAGACAGCCGAACAGACAGACGAACAGUUCCAGGAAUCGGCAAAAGAAAGCAAGAGGACUACAACAAGUGAAAAGGAGAAGACGAAAAAAGUAGAUGAAAUCCAAGUUUUGUUGGACAAAAUCGAUGCGCUGCAAAACGAAAUACAAUUGAAAGAAAACUACGAGGUUGAACUAAAACGCGCCAUAGGCGAUCUCGAGCAAAAGACUAACAAUCUACAACGUCAACACGAUGGGUUGUUAAACGAGAAAAACAGUGUUAUGCGAAAUCUGCAGACUUCCGAGGAGAAACAUGGAAAGUUGGAGCAACAAAUUGCCAAGCUGCAGGAGGAUAUCGAGUGCUACAAAACUAAGGUUUCCCUCAGAGAGAGUGAAAUGGGUCGACUGCAAGUGCAGAUCGAUAAAUUGGAGAAAGAGCGCCGGCUGCUAAAGACUGAGCUACGCUACUCCCAACUGGCGCAUCAGCACACACGUUGUGAAUUGUUGGAGCGUAAGAAGCUGUGCGAUAAGAACACCAAAUCGCUGCAGGAGGACAACCAAAAAUUAUCGCAACUGAAGCGUGAACUGGAUCAUAUCAGAGACGAGAAGAAUACCGUCUCAGUGGCGCUCACAAAAUGCAAUGACGACUACGCGCAGUUAAAAGAUCAACUGCAAACACUGCAAACGGCCUACGAGCAAACCGAGCGGCAAUAUGCGCAAGCGCAAGAAGAUAUGCGUCUGAUGCGCAUGGAAAUCAAGAAUUUACGUACGGAACGCAAUGUGUUGCGCAAGGAUCGCGAAAAUGCGGCAGAUUUGCGUCAGGAACUGCUACAAAUGCAUAGGCUGCUGAAUCAGGAACGCAUCAAGGCACGCGCCAUGCAGGAGGAGAUGAUGACACCGAUGAAUGUGCAUCGUUGGCGCAAUUUGAAAGGACGUGAUCCAGAGAAAAUGGAUCUCAUACAGAGAAUACAAACUUUGCGAAAGCAAAUACUACAACAAAACGUGACAGUACUGCAUCACGAAGAAGCGCUCGAGGAAUCGCAACGGCUUUAUGAGGCACUUAAAGAGUUUAUGCUUAAGCUGCCGAGUCAUAAAGUGCGUGCCGAAUUGAAUAGCGUGAAAGCUACUUUGUCUGGCAAAGAGCGUAAAUUGAAAGCACUAAUGGCUGAACUGCACGUGAAAGAAUUGGACGAGAAAAGUAAUUCCCAAAAGUUAGACGAACUAAAGGUACGUCUUACCGAUGCCAAAUCUCAGCUGAACCACGAGAAAAGACAGAAGCAAAAACUUCUAGAAGAGCGUCAGCUAUUGGUACAAAUGCAGGCACAAUGCUUCUCAGCGCCACCAAAUAUGCAACGCACACUGGGCGCUGGCUUCAAGCUCAUAACUGGAGCGUAAACAGGAAACAAGUGUGU
Messenger RNA from Rhagoletis zephyria (snowberry fruit fly), 2878 nucleotides. Its product is annotated as cilia- and flagella-associated protein 58. The record is from RefSeq and is a predicted model, not a curated record. Lineage: Eukaryota; Metazoa; Arthropoda; Insecta; Diptera; Tephritidae. Gene Ontology annotation, cellular component: cytoskeleton.